GGAGCGGCCGUGACGAUGUGCUGACGUGGCUCUCAUCAGCAGCACACUGUGGAAACCCGUGGGAGACAGAGAGAGCACGGAGUGAAGAUCUGUCCUGCGGCACUGCAGUCUCUCUCAUUACCGGAAUAUCGUUCAUUUAGAGGCUCAAUGAUGGAGGUUCCACGCGUGGGACACAGUGUCAGCAGCCCCACGAGCCCGUGUGAGGACAUGAUAAAGAAUCUCAGUCUGGACGCCAUCCAGCUUUGUGAGAGAGAAGGAAAUAAGUCCCUGGACAGCGGCAUUGCCGAGAUGGAGGAACUUCCUGUUCCCCAGAACAUCAAAAUCAGCAACAUCACAUGCGACUCCUUUAAGAUCUGCUGGGAUAUGGACUCCAGGUCCAAGGAACGCAUCACGCACUACUUCAUCGACCUGAACAAGAAAGAAAACAAGAAUGCCAACAAGUUCAAACACAAGGACGUCCCCACUAAACUGGUAGCGAAAGCUGUUCCUUUGCCCAUGACAGUGCGAGGACACUGGUUCCUGAGUCCACGCACUGAAUACACUGUGGCCGUUCAGACCGCGUCCAAACAGGGUGAUGGAGACUACGCUGUGUCGGAAUGGAGCGAGAUCAUUGAAUUCUGUACAGCUGAUUAUUCCACUGUUCAUCUCACACAGUUACUGGAGAAAGCCGAGGUCAUUGCCGGCAGAAUGCUGCGGUUCUCAGUCUUUUAUCGAAACCAACACAAAGAGUACUUUGACCACGCAAGGGAGGCCCAAAACAACAAGAUGUUGCCAUCAGUGAAGGACAACAGCGGCAGCCACGGUUCGCCCAUCAGCGGGAAGCUCGAGGGCAUCUUCUUCAGCUGCAACACUGAGUUCAACACGGGCAAACCCCCACAGGACUCACCAUACGGCCGCUACCGCUUCCAGCUGCCAGCCGAGGAGCUCUUCAGCCCCAAGACAAACCUGUAUUUCGCCGACUUCUACUGCAUGUAUACAGCCUAUCACUACGUCAUUUUGGUGAUCGCACCAAAGGGCUCGUCUGGAGAUGAGUUCUGCAAGCAGCGCCUUCCAGCACUGGAUCUCGCCAACAACCGCUUUUUGACGUGCUCACAGGAUGAAGACGGCCAGCUGGUGUUCCACCAUGCACAGGACCUUAUCCUGGAGGUCAUCUACACCGACCCCAUGGAUCUGAGCCUGGGCACGGUAGCUGAGAUCAGCGGCCACCAGCUCAUGAGCCUGUCCACAGUCAACGCCAAGAAGGAUCCCAGCUGCAAGACCUGCAACAUCAGCGUGGGACGCUAACCUACGAAACUGAACCCUCCUGCUGCCUUGAACAGCACAGAAAAUCGCCUUCUUUCGCCGUCCUCCUUACCCAUUAUCAAACUUAUCCAUAAUUCCUUCUGGUGUCUGUAAGGCUCCUCCGCAGCAUGUGUCUCACAGCUUUUCGUUUACUAGCUUAUGGAUCUCGCCCCGGGGUUGGGUUAGAUAUGUUGUGCUCCUAUUUUUGUGUUGGGAUGUUGACCUGUCAAACAAACUGCUUCUUUAAUCCUAUUGGCUGUCAGACCUUCCUGUUAGAACGCAGAAUUGUAACCAAAGUUUACACAAAUUUAACACUAAACGCUCAUCAAGUCACUCAGAUCAGUGAAUCGAGACAACCAUUCUUAUGAGGCAUUAUGAAUGUGAGGAUAUCAAGUAAGAUAUCUCAAAAAAAAAAACGUGAUUGGACGUAUCUGUAGCAUGAUUGCAAACAUUUUUGGAAACGUUGACAUUAGCACUUCCAUAACUGUUCUUCAGCAGUGUUUCAUGUUAUCUAUUCCAACCCAUCCAGUAUACUGUGAUUUAACAUAUAAUAAAUGUGAUACGACGUGUAGAUAGAAAAAUAUUUAUUUUUUAACUGGUGAAUAGAAAAUGGACAGAAUCAGAAGUGCACAAUACAGGACUUUGGUGAUGGAAAAGAAAAGGUUCACGAUAACGCAAAUAUAUAUAGAUAAUUAUAUAUAUAUAUAUAUAUAUAUAUAUAUAUAUAUAUAUAUAUUUACUGUAUAAACCAAUGUAGAGUUACGUGCACUAUAGCUAACAUUCAAAAGCUACAUUUGUCAUUGUGGAUGUGUACAGCAAAUAAAUUUUGGGACGACGAUAACAUGACAGAAUAACCACACCUGAUUGUAGCACAAUUCAACAGUUUACGCUGGUUGGCAUGCAAAGACACUACACAAAGAUUGUAAUAGUUCAUUGCAGUAGAGCCGUCGGAAAGGAAAGAUAUUGAUUGUUUAGUUUCCAGAGAGUAGCUACUUGAGCAGAAUUGCACUUAAAGCGCACAUCCGCUUCUCAUGAACAUAUCUCCUACUUUGGGCUUCAGUAUUGUUUUUAGUGUACGACGUGAUUGGACAGUGUUCAUUUUAACCAAUAUAUCAUUUGUACUUCGUAUAUAGGAGGAAAACUGUGCUCUGUGAUAGCCACGUACCAUACUUUAACAUGUUUUUGAAAAAAAUAGAUCUUUAAAAAUACAGUCCUUAGCUCUUCUGGGAGAAUCUUUUCAGUUCUUGGGUAGUAUGUCUCAUUUUGUGCUCCCUUUUUAAUGCGAGAGACAAAUAUAUGAGAAAUAAACAAUUACAUUUUGUUAGUUCACACAAUGCAUACGAUUAUGGUUUGUUGCUGCUGUAUUUUUAUGUUAGGGAACUCAUUGAAAUUUGCAUAAAACCAUUAUUUUAAGUGCUCUGAGUUGUUUUCUAUCUAGAGCUUUGCAUUAUUUGACAGACUAAAGAUAGUGUCUCGCCCCAGAAAAUCAUGGAUCCUCAUUAGUGUGCAUAAUGUCACCAUGUUCCUAAUUAGAAUCAUAAACUAGCUUCAAACAAGAGCAAGAAAACGUGAAAAUUGCAUACGAUUCAACUUUGGUUAAAAAAAUCUUCUCCAAAAAUAAAGUGCCAUAUUCCAUAAACAUAUAUGAAUACUCUAUAUUUCCUUUUGCCCUUUGAAAUCUGAAUGAGGUUUGUAUCGAUCCGUCUCACUCUGUACACAGCACAGAGAUCGCACACGUUUGCGUUUAUGUGAUAGUAGCCACCAAAAGGCCUUGAUCGGUUCGGCCCAACCCAUUGAGUCUAGGACUUCCAAUGUGGUCAGAAAUUAUAUUAAAGUGCAUUUUAGCAUCAUUAUGGCACAAUUAUGUCAAAUGUAAAAACUCCAUUUGGUCCAAACAUUGGGUUCAACACUGAAAGGCAGAAAGAAUCUCUUUAACUCAGAUAGUCUAUGUGGUUUCCUGUUUGCUGAGCAACACUUCCAGUAAGCGUAAUUUGGCUUUGAGACUUUUGUACUCCUGGUACUCCUCGGCCAUGGGGAUUCGGUCAUCUUUUUGUGCGGUUCUUCAUUAUUUUGGCGGAGAGGGAAAGAAGAAAAAAAACAGAUACCGCAUGAAACGGAUGACUCUGUUAGAUUACACUACCAUUAAAACACACAUUUAACCCUUGAGUUGCCUUACUGAAGCAGUUUUGUACAUCAGUGGAUAGCAGAUUAAAUGGAAAUGUAUUUUAUUUAAAAAACAAAAUUCAUAUAUUGUGUACAGAAACAUUGUUUGUUUGUUUUUCUUCCUGGUGGUAUUAUUUUGUGUAUCAUAGAUGUGCAUUAUGCUAACUACGCCGAACUAUUUUGAACUUUAUUUUCCUUUUUCCUUCCUGUCCAUGUUCAAAAAGACAAAAGUAACAAAAUACCAUUAAAAUGUGUUAAUGCCACA
Molecule: messenger RNA, 3709 nt
Organism: Onychostoma macrolepis
Lineage: Eukaryota; Metazoa; Chordata; Actinopteri; Cypriniformes; Cyprinidae
Gene: phyhiplb
Product: phytanoyl-CoA 2-hydroxylase interacting protein-like b
Exons: 5
Coding region: 148-1284 (378 amino acids)
Cellular component (GO): cytoplasm
Molecular function (GO): protein binding
Source: RefSeq, a predicted model, not a curated record